AUGAAGAGUUUGUUCACAUCUCAGGUACUUAAGGUACCUCCGGAAGUCACUGUUACCGUGAAGUCGAGGAAGGUGACGGUGAAGGGCAAGUACGGCGAGCUGACGAGAAGCUUCACGCACCUGCCAGUGGACCUGGCCAUGUCCAAGGACAACAAGUCAGUGGUGAUCAAGCUGUGGUUCGGAUCAAGAAGCAAGAUAGCAGCUCUGAGAACAUGCCUGACACACAUCAGUAACAUGAUGACGGGAGUCAGCAAAAAGUACCAGUACAAGAUGCGCCUGGUACACGCACAUUUCCCAAUCAACUCGAACGUGAGCGACGACGGAAAGGUAGUGGAGGUGCGCAACUUCCUGGGAGAAAAAAAGGUGCGCGUGGUCAAGGUGCUGCCUGGAGUUAAGGUCGUGAAGUCAGAAAGCGUCAAGGACGAGCUGGUGCUGACAGGAGUGGACGUGGAGUCAGUGUCGCGCUCAGCAGCACUGAUACACCAGUCGUCACUCGUGAGAAAAAAGGACAUAAGACAGUUCCUCGACGGAAUAUACGUUAGCGAAAAGGGCAACGUCGACGAGUAA
Theileria orientalis strain Shintoku is the source of this 567-nucleotide messenger RNA. RefSeq names its product ribosomal protein l6. The transcript has 2 exons. Bases 1 to 567 code for a protein of 188 amino acids. Gene Ontology annotation, molecular function: rRNA binding; structural constituent of ribosome. Gene Ontology annotation, biological process: cytoplasmic translation. Lineage: Eukaryota; Apicomplexa; Aconoidasida; Piroplasmida; Theileriidae. Gene Ontology annotation, cellular component: ribosome; cytosolic large ribosomal subunit. The record is from RefSeq and is a predicted model, not a curated record.